Molecule: messenger RNA, 2706 nt
Organism: Armigeres subalbatus
Lineage: Eukaryota; Metazoa; Arthropoda; Insecta; Diptera; Culicidae
Gene: Art3
Exons: 3
Coding region: 213-1865 (550 amino acids)
Biological process (GO): peptidyl-arginine methylation
Cellular component (GO): nucleus
Molecular function (GO): protein-arginine N-methyltransferase activity
Source: RefSeq, a predicted model, not a curated record
UCCGCGGGACGAUACAGAAAACAUGUGCGCGUUCGUGUUAUGAACUUCGUGCGAGUGCGUGUGGCGCAUGUUUUGUUUGAUUGUUCUUUGACUAUCAUUAGCCUGGCGUGCGUGUUAUCCGCAUUUUCAUUACAUUUCUACUGCAGAAAAAUACUGCUUUUCCAUUAGACACACUUUAUUACAGUCCUAUUUCGUCUAAAACUGUGUCAGUUAUGUCCGAUGAAGAAUGUCCACCCCUAUGUGAGAUGGAAACGGGUGAUUCCAAUGAGGAGGAAGAAGCUGACGAAUGGGAAAUAGCUGAGGAGCAGAAUGAUCCGGUGAGGUGUCUAUUCUGUGACCAAAUCUCCCCAACCAUGACUACGGCCAUUCGCCAUGCGAAAGAGCGGCACGAGUUUGACUUGGGGGAAAUUCGGCGUAGAUUUCACCUGGACGAAUAUGCUUAUAUCAAGAUGAUUAACUUCAUCCGUAUGGAGAAGCCUGAUCCCUCUGUAUUCGGAAGCGGUACGAGCAUAUUCUGGUCCGACGACAAGUACUUGAAACCGGUCGAAAAUGAGACUUGGCUGAUGUUCGAUCUGGAUGAGCUGGACGAAAUCCUGUUAAAUGGUAAUGUGAACGGUGGAGGAGGAGUAGGAGCUCGGGAAAAUGGGAACGACAUCGGCGAGACAAUAACGCUUACAACGGAUCAGUACCGAAAGCUCCAGGGAAUCAUCAAUGAGUUGACGGCCCAAUUGAGGGAGAAGGAAAAUCUGCUGCAGCACGCAUCAGGCGAUAUUGAGAAGAUGAAGCAAAGCUUCCGCAACUUGCUGGAGCAGCAAAGUGAACAGAAAAUGGGGAGUGCCGGUACCAAAAAGAAGGCCCCAGAGGAAAAGAUUGCACAAAUACGAGAGGAGUUAAGACACUGCGUCAGCACGGUGGCCGUGGAGGACGAUCAGGGCUAUUUCAAUACGUACUCGCACUUUGGAAUCCAUCACGAUAUGUUGAGUGAUUAUGUGCGAACGGCGAGCUACCGCGAUGCAAUCCUUGACAAUGGAGAAAUCUUCAAGGACAAAACUGUGCUUGAUUUGGGUUGUGGUACGGCCAUUUUGUCCAUGUUUGCCGCGAAAGCAGGUGCGAAGGAGGUGAUCUCGGUCGAUCAGUCCGACAUUAUCUACCAGGCAAUGGACAUCGUAAGGAGAAACGACAUCGAGAACAUUAAAUUCGUCAAGGGCCGUCUGGAGGAUUGUGAACUGCCGGUUGAGAAAGUUGACAUCAUUGUGUCCGAAUGGAUGGGGUAUUUUCUGUUGUUUGAGGGAAUGAUGGAUAGCGUGAUCUACGCUAGGAAACAAUAUCUGAAGGAGGGUGGAUUCAUUCUACCGAAUAGGUGUAAUAUUAGUUUGGCUGGGUAUGGAGAUACAGAUCGACACGAUGAGUUCAUAGGGUUCUGGAAGAAUGUCUAUGGCUUUGACAUGUCCUGUAUGAAGAAGGAAGUCUUAAGAGAAGCUACCGUUGAGGUUUGCAAGCCGGAGCAUGUUAUAACCAAUGCAAACAUUAUUGCAAAUUUUGAUUUAAUGGAAGUGGAAGUUGAUUGCCCCAAUUUCAACUAUAGUUUUGAGCUUACUGUUAAGAAAAGCUGUAAAUUGACAGCCCUAGUUGGAUAUUUCGAUACAUUCUUCGAACUGCCGCAGCACGUGGAGUUCUCGACUUCACCUUACACGAGACCAACGCACUGGAAGCAAACCAUUUUCUACGUUGAAGAGCCAAUUCCGGUACAGGAAGGGCAGGUGAUUAAAGGUAAGUUUGUUUGUAGACGCGAUCCAAAGGACGCACGUUCCUUGUUUAUUACGAUCGAAUACCUCGGCCAGGUGCUGAAGUACACUCUCAACUAGCAGAUUGGGAUUCUUAUACUGAUAAACUGAACCGUGGAACAAGAAUGCACGAAACGGCUACAGAAGACCAAUAACGAACAACAGCUUUAAGUAAAUGAUGGAAAUAGGAGCUUCAGAAUACAAAUAAGUGAGAUUUAAAAUUUUCAUUAGAACGAAAUAGAAACGCACUACGAACGGUGGUUGUGAAGCAACAAAAUAAUACGCGAAAAAACAAGGCAAUGCAAUCCUAUUUAAACUGCCUCGUGUUUCCCAAUUUAAUAGAGACUAUCUACCACAAUGGUAUAAUAGCUUUAAUUUUUAACCCUAGUUAGUUUGAGUCGUUUCACUUUCAAUAUAUUAUGAAAUUACAUCUUGCGAAACGAUCCUCAGAAACCAACACACUAGCGACAAUCAGUUAAUCUGUCGAUAGAUCCAGCUUGCUUCCUUCAACUAUUCAAUCAUUGCUCCUUACAGUCUGACACCCAAUUACAAUAUAUUACGGUUUCCCAUUCGUUAGACUCAACUUUGGUAAAACCAUAACAUAAUCCAAUAGAGGCGAUUUCCAAUCUCUGUAUCAGAUACAUACGAAAUAUAGUGAGAAACUAAGGAACAAGCUUUAAUUUUCUAACCAGUGAGGGCACGGUGAAGGUUUUUGUAUAACAGACAAUUUGCGGAUCGUCGAGUUUUGAUAGACCCAUUUCGACUAGUUUUGUUUCGCAAACUAUGAACCACUAGGUAUAGAGAUAUCAUACAAAAUAAUCUUUGCACUCUUCUAAAUUACACCACAGAUAUAGCAUGCAGAAUAUUGUUGUUAUAAUAUAAAUAUUCAUAUGUAUGAAAAUAAUAAAAACAUCUAAUUCAA